UAUUCAGAUUUUAGAAAUUCACAUUUUCAUUUUAGCCUCAUUGCGCUCUGUUCUGAUUUGUAAUUUCUUUUCUGGUGAAGGUUCUUCAAAGACAAGGCCCCUCAAGCCCAUCCUCCCUGAAGAGAGGCUUAAAGAGAGCUUGGCCUUGAUGAAGGACCCUGCACUGGUAGAGAUCCUUGUCUCCCAGAAAACAGUCCUAAAAAAAACAAUGGACAGGUUAGUCAUUGACCAUGAUGGCGACACCAAAGACAAUGAGACACCUCUGACUGCUGCUCAAAAACUUAAAAUCAAAUGCGCAGAGCAGAAGAAAAUGUCAUUCAAGCUUCCUGCCAUGCGCAAGAAAAGAAACCAAGUGCAGCCGGCUCCUUAUCGGUUGGACAUGGAGAAUGAUAAGCUGGACAGGACAGCAAAUCAACCUCUACUGGUCCUCUAUCGCCGGGGCCUGUUAAGCAGAAUAGCGAUGUCAAACCUGUUCUACAAAGCAUUGCAGCCUGACUGGCAGCCACCUGUAGUGGUGGUCUCCAAGGAGGAAGAACCUGUCAAUCAGAAUCCAUCACUGGAGGACACUGAGGAAGCUGGAGAUUUCAGCGAUGAGCAGCCUGACGUUACAGAUACUGAUAGUCUGAGUCUCGUCAGCUGUGACUCACAUGACUUUAUGAAUCCAUCACUGGAGGACACUGAGGCAGCUGGAGAUUUCAGCGAUGAGCAGCCUGACGUUACAGAUACUGAUAGUCUGAGUCUCGUCAGCUGCGACUCACAUGACUUUAUGAAUCCAUCACUGGAGGACACUGAGGCAGCUGGAGAUUUCAGCGAUGAGCAGCCUGACGUUACAGAUACUGAUAGUCUGAGUCUCGUCAGCUGCGACUCACAUGACUUUGUUUAAGCCCCCAUCCCCUUUAGGGUCCUCAGUGACUCACCUAGUAAAAGCACUGCCUUGUGGAGUGCAGGGGGGGUCAUGCAAUCAGAAGCUUGCUAAUUCAAAUCCUGGUUGCGUCAAGUUGCCGAUCUUGACUGGGGGCCCUUAUUGAGCGCUUCAUUGGCCAUUGCGCUCCCACGGGUUAGGGAGGGAAAAUCGGAUGGGCUUGGCUCACCUCACUGUGCCACAGCAACCCCUGGGCAGGCACUCGACGAGACCGGGCAGAGACCAGCCAAGCUUACUGUAACUCUUUCCUUCCAGGGUUCAAUAGCUUGGCCACAUUCGCUGCUUAGGUUCGUCAAGUGAAACAUUGCGAUUGGCUGGACUCCGUGGUCAGUAUGUGGGUUGCUGCAGUGAGGUGACACUGAAAUUGGGCAUUUCAAAUUAGGGAGAAAUAUUGGGCAUUUCAAAAUAGGGCAAAUAUCCAGACCUUUCAAAUUGGGAAAAGAAUAUUUGGGCAUUUCAAAUUGGCAGAGGUAAAUAACUAAUUGGGCACUCUAAAUCAAACAUUGUCAUGAAUCUAGGCAUUUUAUGAAUCCUUUAUUCCCAAAAGGAACCCCACCAUUAACCAACACACCUAUCAGAAACCUGGACAAUGAAGACAAUCAGAACCCACUGGCAGUUCUGAAAGCACCCAUGGUGGAUUGUGCAGAGAAGAAGCCUUCUUUUUUGCUGCCAUCCAUGGGUAUCAAUAGGAACCCAGUUUAGCCUCUUUGUUGUCCACUGGCAGUCCUGAGUCACCCAUGGUGGAAUGUGCAGAGAAGAAGCAGCCUUCUUUUUUGCUGCCAUCCAUGGGUGUAAACAGGGAUCAAGUGGAGCGUCUUUCACUGGAUCAUACAGCUAAUAAUGGUCCUGCAUCACGGUGGACUGAGCCAGCAGGACACCACAGCAACGAUCAUUUAUUGCAUUGUAUCUGAUGCGAUGGACACAUGCUGGACAGAUAACCUCCUUAAAACACUGAGUACUGUGGCCCUCAAGCACAGUCUUGAGCUUUACCAGCUCUUCAGAUUCUUUUAUUGCUGGUAUGUCAAUAAAACGAUACCGUUCUUAAAAUGUAUGGUGUUCAGUGUUUUUUUUUCUUUUUUUUUUAAUGAAAUACAAAUAUGCAGCAUGUUCAAUAGUGGUGGGAGCAGGUCAAUAUUUAUAUUAAACACUUUCGACAGUACAAGAGUCCCUUUCAAAUCAGGCAAACAGGCUUUUCUGCUCAAUAUUAACCUAAUAUGGAUGCCUGAAGAAAGUAUUAACAAAGUCAGCUGAUUAUAAUUGACACCUUGACAUCAUUAUGUGAACAUAAUUUUACACUAUGCUAGCUAUGAUUCCAGUAAUAAGGGAAUUACACACAUACACAUAAUGGACAAGCUGAUAACAGUUCCUUUCAGCUGUUUAUUUAUAAUCAACCAUUUGAGGCAAGAUUUACUACAUAAUGACAAGAAAUACUAAAAUGAUAUGUAUCUGUAAUUUAAAGUAAAAUUAGGAAAAUGCUACUCAUAUUGAAAGGGUAUGGUGUAAUUACACUUCUCUCCACAAGAUGUCAGGCAACACAUUACUGGAGUUUUGUUGUUUAUCAGUGGCUUCAUAAGCAAUCCUGUUGACUUUUAGCCCUGGAAGCCCUACCCUUCUUGUUCUCACAGCAUUCGUGUUUUUUGGUGGGUUUUUUGGUGGUAUUUUCGACUUCUGUGAUACAAUCCCACUAUUGUUUGCA
Molecule: messenger RNA, 2618 nt
Organism: Acipenser ruthenus (sterlet)
Lineage: Eukaryota; Metazoa; Chordata; Actinopteri; Acipenseriformes; Acipenseridae
Exons: 5
Coding region: 149-883 (244 amino acids)
Source: RefSeq, a predicted model, not a curated record